Messenger RNA from Adineta ricciae, 423 nucleotides. NCBI's taxonomy places the organism in Eukaryota, Metazoa, Rotifera, Eurotatoria, Adinetida, Adinetidae. The record is from the annotation of a GenBank genome assembly.
AUGAUCUGUAUGUCAGCUUAUACAGGUGAUAAAUUAAUAAAUGGUGUAGACUUUGGCCGUUUCGGAACGCUGGUGGAGCUGGGUGGUACUUUCCUCGCUGAGAUUCUUCAAUGCUAUGAAAGCAUUCCAAAGGGACUCGUAUUGGAUUUGCCACAAUGUAUCGCCGUAGUGAAGAAUGGAGAUGAAAAUCGUACUGACUCACCGGUAACUAUAUUUAUCGGCGAACAUACCAUCUUUUCGGAUGGUAGGAUGAGUAAUUGGCAAAUACGUGCAUUUGAUAUCGGAAUGGCUGCUUACGGUACUGCUCGAGAACGAACAGAGCACGAGUAUCAGGUCUUAGUUGAAAAGGGCGGAUUUCAAGUGAAAAAGCACUAUCCAAUUCAAGCAUCCGACUCGAUCAUUGAAGCUGUUCUCAUAAAAUGA